Spodoptera litura is the source of this 4964-nucleotide messenger RNA. RefSeq lists its product as uncharacterized. The record is from RefSeq and is a predicted model, not a curated record. Lineage: Eukaryota; Metazoa; Arthropoda; Insecta; Lepidoptera; Noctuidae.
AACAACAAUGGACAUGAAAUAAUGUCACAUGUGAUACUUAACCUUACUUGAUACUUAAUAUCAUAUAGAUUUUUAAAUCCUGCAUUCCAAUUAUUCUUUAUGUCUUUGACAUUACGACUGACAGUCUCUAUAGGAUACCUUUAUAAGUGACCUUUACACAUCGCGUGUCCACUAAGUAUCUAUAUCCUGUUUUGUCAAGAACUCGGACUAUACUCGUAACACACGCAGCUCCCACUAAUACUAGUUCUUACGUACAGAAUAACUCUAUGAAGCCAGUAAUUUAUAUUUUCCUCGUUUUCUUUACACCUACUAAGUAAUCUGUGUUUUAUACAGACUCCUUGCAAAUACACUGCAGCUAUUUGCAAUGGACAUUGUUUACUGAAAUGUUUAUUGAAUAAAUCCUCAGAAUCACCCGUCUUAACUGCAGUCUGCAAUUAUGGAUGGUCACCUAGGCUGGCUUAUUGCCUAGCAUUGCAAAGCGUUUGUUAACACUUAAUUAUCUGGUAUUAUUAGCGACGUAUAGUGACUAGUUUAUUCGAUUGAUACCCCAUUGCUGAUUUUUUCCAGCAUUCAAAAUUGUCAGUGCAUUUUUAUUCACUGUCACUAACGACAGUGACCAUUAUAGAAUGUUUGGCGUUUGGUUAUGAGGAUAAACCGUAAUGUAAUAGUGCCUGAUUUGUUUGUCGCAGACAUCGUUAAAACGCUAGCUUUAUUUUGACGGUAAUUGUAUGGUUUGUUGGCAGAGUCAAUAACUUAAUUAUUGUACAGAAAGUGCCCCCAAAACACUGUUAUUCCUUAUGAAAGGAAACAUUACAAGUACUCGCUAAUUUGAUGCCGCCACUAAACAAGUGUUUAGAAAACAUCGAUUGGUAUUGCAAUAAUGUGCUAAAUAAGCUUGGCACAGUGUGCACAUUGUGUCGUCUGCUUAGGAAUGCACUUAUGCAGGGCAUUCGGCAAAUAUGUUGCGUCACCGCGGGUGGUUCGCGCCCAUUCUAGAGGUCGUGACUCAUCUUCAUACGUUUCUCGCUAUAUUUUAUUUCUACUUAUCCUCCAAUAAUUCUACUUGUACAUACAAGUCUAUAAGAUAUACCUAACUUUAUCAGAAUUCUAUCCACUAUUGGUUUUUUCCUUAACCUAAUACCGAUACCCUUCUGUAUUCAUUUCUUAUCUAUCAAACAUUAAAAGUGCUUUAUGUAUUUUUUAAUAAAAUAAGCUACAUAGUUCUUUGUCAAAUUCUAAAGAUUCGUUUUAAUUAUUUUAAACUGACUUAAUGAAGUAAUUUUUUAUAAUCUCAAGUCUGUAUUAUAACAUUCAUACAGACAGAUGACAAAAUAAUUACACAAACUUAAUUAAGUCAAAAUUACAGCGUGUCUCAAUCAGGUUACUAAAUAAUAGCAAGAGUUCAGACACUUGUUGGACGGAACAUGCUAGUCACGAUGUUAAUGGUGAUCUGUUCAGGUCAUUGACAUGAACAUAUGCAUAGAUUUGGAAAUUACGCCUGAAAUUAUAGCUUGGCAGAAUUCGCAUUAAACUCGUCGUCAUUGGGUUCAAGCUAUAGACGUGUUUCCAUAAUUAGGUACUUAAAAACAUAAAAAAAAAAUGGUAUAAAAUAUAUAUACCUACAUGGUUUUUGAUUCAAAUAGUAUACGUGUCAUUUUAUUUGUAAUUUGUACUUAGAAUGACUCACAGAGUUUUGUUAUGUCAACUCCCACGCAGGUUCGCAUUACGCAUGCGCCGACGGUGAACGCUCGUUCUUGGAAUCGAACCUUGCUUGGAUUGGCCCGUGGCCGUCAACUGUCUAACGACUUUUCGUUUUCAAAAGCUUAGUUGAUAUCUCCAUAAUGUUAUGGCUUGUCAUAGUCUUAUCGCAUUGUUUUUUGUGAUUUUAGAAAUAAAAUACCUACAUGAUUAUAAAAUCUUCUAACUGUAAUUCCAAAAUUGGUAUGCAUUAGCCAGUUCCGAGGCAAUGAACUCCAGAUUUGUAAUAAUAAUUUUAUACAUAAUUUAAAACAGACAAACAUUCAUACGAUCUUAUAUUAUUACAACGUAGGGUAAAUUGGUUUCACAUAUUCGAUAAGGGGGCUAUACUUAUUAUUAUUUGUCUAAUGUCUGUAUGAACAUUAUUAGGACUCGAAAAAGGUUUAGUUAUGAUAUAAGUUAAGUACUAAAUGGCAUGUUGAAAUUAAUGUAUUUCAUGGCUACAUUCAUAGAUGGUCUUCUAGUAUGCUUAACAUCUAGUAGGCUUAAUAUUUCAUUAUGGUCACAAAGAUGAGAGCAACGUUGAUUUUUAUUUUUAUAGUUAUUGUUGCUUGUCAUAGUGUAAGUGUGGACUAUUACAUAGGAAAUAAACAAAGUCACGAAGAUUAUAAGAGCCAUGUUAUUUACAAAAAUAAUAACUCAAAUUUAUUACAAACGUCAAAAAUUGGAGAUGGUAAUAAAGAACCUAACAUUUCUAUAGAGAACACUAACACUACACCGGAAAUUGAAGAUAGUAAACAAGAUUAUGAAGAAUAUGAUGAACUCACCGACAUAGAAGAGCAAAUGUCACAAAAAACUCUUAAAAUAAAAAUUUCAACAGACCAAAAUGUUUUGGACUCCGAUCCAGAACAGAUCGAAAUCGGUCACGAUCCUGCUGUAUUGCGACUAGGAAAUGACCCCGAACCAGGGCUUGACACUAAAAUAAAUAAGACUAUGAACGACAUUUUUGAAGAAUAUGGACAACAAAGUGAUAGUGAAGAAUCGGGAACAGCUCAUCCAGUAUUACGUGAUCAAGAUAAAACUACUGAAAAUCAGUUAAAUACGGAGUCGGAUGCUAUUUUAAUAAAAAACGCCACUGAAGAAGAGAGUGAUACAGAAAAACUUCCAAUAGACUUUUAUAACUUAAUACCAGCGUCAAGUGUAUUAAAUGACACAGAUUCAAAAUUUCGCACUUUCAAUAUUCACGAAAACGUUUGGUACGUCCCUGAAAAUUGUCCCUGUUGGGAACUACCUAUAUUGUACGCUGAAAGUGGGCAAAUUAUGUCAAAUACAGAUGUUUUUCUUAUGUAUCAAGGGAUUCUAAAGAACGUUGAAGAAAAGUUAGAAAAGAGUAAAACGCCAUCUAAACCACUUUAUGUACCUGUGUCUCAAAAUAUGAAUAAGUGGUGUGCUGUGGGUCCUUGUUACGGCGAUCACACGCUCUGUCUCUUUCCGGAAAGAAUUAAUUCCAAGUUAUGCAGAAAUGGUUAUGUAGUUUCUACUCCUACAAUGAUUGAGCAGAUAGGUUUAGUAAAUACUGUAAAUUCAAUGAGAAAUCGUGUCGCUAAUGGAGAAACAGGACAAUAUAAACAUUUGCCGAAAGCAGCUGACAUGAAUCAGAUAAUAUAUGACCUCGAUUUAGAAAGUAUGGCUGUAAAUUGGCUUCAUCAGUGCUUGCCAGGUCCUGCUGCAUGCUCUGCUCUCGAUGAAAACUACGUUACGCAGCUGGAAUGCACUAAACAUGCAAGGCACUGCUGUAUUGACUCAUUUAAAUCCGAAAUGGCAUCAAAGUGCAUACCUCAAUACGAAUGUUACGUGGACGCUAUUAUUGGAUGCAUUCAUUUAUGGUUCUCAAAAGCUGGUAGCGCUCUUACAACGACAGAUGUGCAAUGCGGCCAUAUAACACCAGCUACUUAUCAUACAGCUCAGUUGCUGUGGGCAGAAACCAAUAAAAUAGGCUGUGCCUAUGGGAAAAAAAUAGAUGGUGAUGUACGAGUCGUGUGUAAUUUUGCUCCUGGUGCACCAUAUUUUAUUGACACGAAAUAUUACUGUGGUUUCAUUUCUCAUCCUAGGGUUAAGGAAGAUUUUGCGAAAGAAGGCAUAAAUUUAACUUCUCCAAAUUUUUUGGCAGCGCUCGGUAUAUCGUUAAAUCCAGUGGUCAAGUGUGACUAUAAGAGACAGGAAUUCACUAGUCACCAAACUAAUUACUCAUUGAGGUUUUCUAAUAUUGAUAUCCUUGGUAAGAUUUAUAAGAGGAAAUGGAUUCGUUCGAAAUAUAACGAAACCGUGAACGACACUAUUGGUUUAGUUGCUCGACUGGUGACGAAGUACUCGUUUGUUGGAGAUGAUAGCUCGCAAUGUGACUCAGGUGUAGCUAUCUAUGAGAGCGGGGAGCCUGGCUCGAAGUGCGUCGAGCGAGGCAGGCGCUUCCACGCUUUGUGUUAUGAUUUCCGCGAUCCUACUCCCGGAUACAGGCUAGUGGCUGUCGUGGCUCCAAUUGCAUUAUUUUCUCUUAUUCUUUAUGACUUAUUUAGUGGUGUAGUGCGUCAGACCAACUAUUAACAUGAUAUCAUCGCGAAACCCACUGUUUUGUCUAAUUUAUAGAGUCCAAAAUUUAUCUCAAAAGAUAACAUUUAUUUUAGACUUUGUUAUUAUUAUUACCGAAUUCAGAGUGAGAAUGUGCACAAUUAUAUACCUACUAAGUUAUAUUGUAGUAGUUUUUAUUUAGAUAAUAAUAUCAUGUUAUUAAUAAAUCGUUAUAAAUUCAUGUCGUGUAGAAGUUAAUCCGUUUAAAUGUAAAUUAAACUGUUUCUCUCGAUGACUCAUUGAACUUUAUAAUAAAACCUUUGCUGUACAAUAUUAUACAUAGGUUUUUGUUGGAAGGAGUACCUACUGAUAUUUUACUUAUUUUGUGUGUGAAUUGUUAUUGUUUUUAAUCCAGAAAUUGGGAAUUUUCAAUUUUAAAAAUGUUUUGUUUUAUUGUCUGAUUAUGUUGCAGUUACGGCUUAUUCAUUUGAUUAAUCAAUAAUUGUAACUAAUAACCACUACCUAUCAGAACAUACAUACAACAUUGCAUAGAUUCAAUGACGCGCGGUCGAUCAUGCCAAGCAGUCUGAUGCGUUUAUCUUUACGUACACCAAUUGAACUGCAGUUCAAGGCGAACCGAUUGUCGAUAUUAAUGCCCUUAUUUAGUAAUAUUUAGAACCAGUGUCACCUCUAAUGCGAAA